Molecule: messenger RNA, 441 nt
Organism: Phytophthora sojae
Lineage: Eukaryota; Oomycota; Peronosporomycetes; Peronosporales; Peronosporaceae
Exons: 1
Coding region: 1-441 (146 amino acids)
Source: RefSeq, a predicted model, not a curated record
AUGGUCAAGAGGAGAUCGUUGCCGAGCCGGGCCGGCCCAGCGACGGCUGGGGGUUCGCUUCACACGAAGCCGAACUCAGCUGGCGGAAGGAUCGCCGACAUGACGAUGGAAGCGGUCCCAACCGUUCGGUUUAGCGACGACCGCACCCAAGACCGAGGAAGAGAUGGAAAUAUUGGCGAUUAUGAUGAAGAAUGGAAGAAAGCCGAGUUGCUCAGCGGGGUAGCUGAGUUCUUGCUGCAUGUUGGGCGCAUGGAGAAACCUCGACGAGCCCAACAAAACCUCGCAGCCGAGCUCGGUGACGAUGCGGACGACGACAGUCAAGCCGUCGCUCCAGGGGACCGUCCGCCCCUGAUACAACGAGCGACGAGGGCAUCCAGCGCGAAAUGCCCGAGUUGGGAUUCGAUGCCGAACGUCUCGUGGGAAACCUUUCCACUCGACUAG